Molecule: messenger RNA, 3666 nt
Organism: Mya arenaria
Lineage: Eukaryota; Metazoa; Mollusca; Bivalvia; Myida; Myidae
Exons: 9
Coding region: 312-938 (208 amino acids)
Source: RefSeq, a predicted model, not a curated record
CCUGCAGAUAGACAUGGACGGUUUAAGUCGGUGAUCAUACGUAACAAGGAUGAAAAUAUGAAAUACGAUACAUAUGUAAAGCACACGUUCUAUUGAAUAAUGUGGACGCUGGGUUGUUAUGGAUAACAGUGAUUUAUUAUAAUUGGGUUUAUUUUGCCAAAUAUUGUGAUUAUUUAAUGAACAAUACUUCUCUGGAUAUAUUGAUCUGUUCAAUGUAGGAAUUAUAGUUCUACUUCCUUAUAUUUUGGUAGCAUUGGCCAUUCAUCCAACAAAAACACUGACUUUGUAUGGCAGAUUGACUGAUCUCUAAGAUGUACACAGUGGAACACACGGAGUCCGAGACGGUUAGGUCAACCGUGUCCACGGCAUCGUCUGGGUUUGCCAUUGUAUCUGCACCUGUGAAAUCCAGGAAACCGGUGAUUUAUAGUCGAGAGGUCAAAGAAGAGGUGUAUGAGCCGCCUCCAGAUUAUGACGAGUCGCCUACUCAUAGCUCCGCUGCCUACGUAGAUAGGCAACAGUUUGAAAAGCAGGUGGUGCGUACUCCCCUCCUGUCCUCGACAAAUACACAUAAGGGGCUCGAUGGAAGCAACCAACAAGUUGAUACAUGCGAAUGUCAACGGCCUUUGCUGAACCAAUCAGUGUCCGAGGUUUCAUCUGCAGUGAGUCGAACAAAUCGAACUUCAAUCCGUGUUUCGACCGAGGGCCACGAUCUAAACAUUGAGAUUUCCAGUCCCAGCAUGUCUCCGAGAUCCGCAAGCAGCGAUCAACAUUUUUUCAACACGAGUAAUAAUAGUAAAGAUGAGAGCCGCUGUUGCAAGAGACCUAUGAUUUGCGGCAUAGUGAUUGGCAUGUCGAUAACAUUAGUACUCCUGGGUAUCGCGUUGUUGGUGGUCAGCCAGACGGUAUGUGUGGGACCAUUUACACGAGCCUGCAAGUGACACGGUCUUCUCUAUUUAGGCCACAUAUCACAGAUACUUAGACCCUGCAGGAUUCUUAUGAGAUUACGACUUAGAAAAGUGGAUUCUUAAAUGUUACAGAAUUUCUUCGAGACAGUGUCUUAAAUCCGACAAAAAUAUAUAUGUCAAACAUUUGAACUAUAGUUUAAACGACCAAUUACCCCACCCCGAAACCCACCUGAGCUGCGCCCAAGUAUCAAUUCUACAAAUAAAUUGAAAUUUAAGAUUUACAUCUUAGAGUCUUCAGUGUGGAUGUUGGCGAAUAUGGGCUUUGUGAAAUGCAGAAAUGGUUUGGUUGUACACGUGUGUAAUCAUCCGUUUGAGGCUAUGUGUUCUGAAACCUUCCGUGUGGUCCUGAUAGUGGUGGAGUAAAUCCUGAAUUACAAACGACAUGUAUACAUGAACUUGUACAAUGUGGGAAAGUGACUUCUUUAUGUUCGUCCAUAUAUUAACUUCCUUAUCAGAAGAAGAAGAAGACGAAACUUACCCAAUCGACUGGAUACUAUUUACGGAAAGGAAGUUGAGGUGUAAAUAUACAAAGAUAUUCACUUAUACCGCACGCUCUUCGUUACAGGUUGGCUUUGACUGCGGUAUAAAACAUUACCUCCUCUCCUCGUGUAUGAUUUCAUUAACUCGGUUUGAGAGUGCCGCAACUAUCACGUACACUAUGUAUGUGUACUUUAUAGUAUUCCUCGGGUAGUGAGUUCAGGGUUUGAAAUACUUUUGUAUUCAUAACAUCGUACAUGUAUAAUUAUAAAUAAAAUAUUUACAGCAGGUCUUGCUUCAAAAAUCAUCAUUAUAAGGGAAAUAAAUACGUCAACAUUAUUUCUCAUUCAUGGCCGCGAUUAUCUUUUGGAAACUUAUUUUCGCUUACAUGCCUUAUUUUUAGAGCUGUUCAUUUAAUAAGUUUAAUAUCAAUGGUGUGCGCUUUAUUCAUGUUUGUGAAAUUCCGUUUUACGAAACAAUUGUGUGUCUGAUUUUAUUUGCCUUUUACUUGUUAUGUUGGAAACUGAGAGAAGUGCCUCCCGUAAAUUUGUAUAUUAGGAUAGAACAAAAUAUUUUUGUUGAAAUCAUGGCUCUGGUCAUGACUGCUCCAUCUAAUAGACCCUCUUUUUGUCUUGAUGAGUCUCACUCUUUGGUACCCAUAGAUUUAAGUUACAUUGACACAAUAUACAUCUGUACCUUAAAAGAUUCGCGGUUCCUCGGUAUUAAGCCGUUUAACAAAAUUACUCACUGUUAUACUAAAUUACCGACCUAAAUAUCCGUAAGGCAUUGUUCGGGGACGUCACUGGUAUAAGUUAAUCAAACUUGGUAUUGAUAGAAAGUUUUUGUCCCUGUUGAGGUCAAGGUGAAAUGUGCAUAAAACACUUCGGGUCUUUGUCAGAUUUCUUUGACAGUAACAUUGGCUUGUUUCACGGGGAAAUAACCUCCCCGAUUUGCUUCUCUCUCUUUCUUUAUGGUAUCGAACUUCAUUUACAAUUGAUAAAAUCUAAGUAUAUAUGUAUUGUUGUUUAAUAUUACGCAGCUUUUUGUCGCAGACGAGGGUGGGAUUACAAGCAUAACACAAAAUAAUUUUAAUUUAAAUAGCAGUUUACGGUCAAUUUGGAAAAACUACGAUAAUUGUGUUUAAGAAAACGUUGGCGUAUAAGUUAAUAAUGAUAAGUAGACUUUUAUUGAUCAAGCUGUUGGCCUUGUCAAUUCGUUUAACUACCUUGGUGAUGUAUUGUCCAGUGGUGGAUCUUUCAUGCAUGCGACUAGCACACUGGUGGACAAGGCAUUGCACUUAAGGCCUUGUUCAAGUAUAAACAGGUCCCUUUCAAUUUUACUGUUGAUCAAGAUGAUGCAUUUGUUUUGUCUCUACUCAGAUGGGGCUAUAUAGAGACGGGUGUGAUAGAAAGGGUGCAUAGAAAAGUUUGCGUGUGGGAUCUAAGCGUCAAGCGCUCUACAAAUUACGUGUCGCUUUAUGGAGAGCUAGGCAGAAUAUCAUUAUAUAUUAAGCGACACAUUUGUUUUAUCAAGUAUUUUCUCAAGUUAUACAAUGAGAAACGCUAUAUUAUUGCGGAGCGAUACCGGGAACAAAACGAUAACGCACAAAGUCUUAACUGGGCCGCUUAAGUAAAAAUAUCCUUCAGUCAUCCGGGUUUGCGGACGUAUGGCUAUUUCCAGAGUCUGUUUAUAUUCGUUUAUUUGUCCCCAUGUUCAGAGAUAGAUAACGAGAUGUGUGUGUAGGUUGGCGUGCCACCAUUGAGAUACAUUCAUCUUUAUAUUUUUAUAAGGAAAUUAAGGAAACGUCCAAAUUCUCAAUUUACAUUGUUUUUUUCCUGGAUAAUUCCAAUUAUAGAAAUAUUUUAGCUUAAUGGACAAGAUAGGAAAUGUACAUUGAUUUAUUCAAACGAAAUUGAUGAUCAAUUUUACAUUGUUUUACUUAAUUAUGAUAUAAAUAAACCUCUGUUAAUCAGAUAAGCUAUCUCCUAUAUCAAAGCUUUCAAAUAAGAGACUUGAAUAUAUAAAAUCACCGCUAAAGACAUCCUCAAAGACAACACUGUUAAAAUUAGCUUUAGAUUUUCCCGAUAUUGUAUAACAUGUUUGUAAAUAAUACAUUGCAAAACUAUUCAUUUUGGUCUUUCAUGCAUGCAAUACUCAUAUUUGUUGUUGUGAUUAUAACCAUAAUCUUUACAUGCUUACGUUAAAUAAACGUUCUGUUAUGUUC